AUGGCCCGAAGAAGGAAGUUUGCCGCCCUGGUUGCAGAACCAUCCCAAUCUAUAGUUCAAGUACUAUUCCAACUGUACCACAACAUGCCGGAAUUCAUGCCGAUAUUCAUGUCUUCGGAGGUCCUGAGCGCUCUCGCCAGUGUUCUCUUUCUUCCGAUAACCAAUAGUGACAGCAUAGAUAGCAGCGGUGCCUCUACUCCAGCGGGAGACGAAGUGGAUCCUCUGAUGAUGAUGGCGCGUGCUGCGGAUGAGCAAAACUUGAUCAACCAUCCAGUUAGGCAGUUCAUCAUAGACUUUAUCAGAGUUAUUGUCGUUGAUUCACUCAGUUUGCCACUGACUGGAAAGAAUUCGCCUGUCAUCGAUUUGGUUUUGGAUGCGUAUCCUGAAAAUUCGAGCAACAGUCAGCAAAUCACGUACCAAACAGAGCUACCAGUUAUCAUAGCAAAGAGUACUAUAAACGCCAACCAACUAAGAAAGCACUUGGGAGUAAGUGGAAUGAUGGAACCGGAAAGAUCUGAUAGUGUUGUAGAAGAACCGUCUCCUCUGCCUUUUGCCCCAGCUCUCUCCCAGUUGGCUAGGCUGAGGUCAGAUCCCGAUGAUCUACAGGAGGAAGCCGACGGCGAAGAGGAAUCUUCGUCUCAACCGGACAAUCAGACUUUAAUGAGGUUGUUGGAAGCAAAUGAAAAGAUUACAUAUAUGUUCAGAUGUGCGAGGAUUCAGGGGUUAGAUACUACGGAAGGUCUUCUAUUGUUCGGCCAAGAACAUUGCUACGUUGUGGACGGGUUUACCCUACUGAAAAACCGAGAAAUUAGAGAUAUCGAGAGCGUACCACAUAACACCAAUGAAUACGAACCGAUUUUGCCAAAUCCUGGAUCUCCUCGAAGAUCCAGAGCCAUGAGGCAGUGUUCCAAGUUUUCAUACGACGAUAUAAGGGAAGUGCACAAAAGAAGAUACCUGCUCCUACCGAUGGCUUUAGAAGUGUUUUCUGGCGACGGCAGGAACUACCUGUUGGCUUUUCCGCGCAAAAUUCGCAACAAAGUCUACCAAAGGUUCAUGGCGACGGCCACUGGCAUAGCUGAUAGCGCCCAGCAAUCUGUGGCUGGUCAGAAAAGGACGGCGAACGUUGAACAGGCGACAGGGUUGUUGAGCAACCUCAUCGGUGAGACCAGCGUUACUCAGAGAUGGGUGGAAUGGGACGACCCUCACGGCGAAACGCCUCCCUAUCACUACGGUACUCACUACUCGAGCGCGAUGAUUGUCUGCUCUUAUUUGGUACGCUUAGAACCAUUCACCCAGCAUUUCUUGAGGCUCCAAGGUGGCCACUUCGACUUAGCUGAUCGCAUGUUCCACUCCGUCAAAGAAGCCUGGCUGUCGGCUUCCAAGCAUAACAUGGCCGACGUCAAAGAACUCAUCCCCGAAUUCUUUUACCUCGACGAGUACCUUUGUAAUUCGAAUCAGUUCGAUUUGGGGGUGAAACAGAAUGGUGUGAGUCUUGGCAACGUCGUACUGCCCCCUUGGGCGAAGCAAGAUACCAGAGAGUUCAUUAGAGUGCAUAGACAAGCGUUGGAGUGCGAUUUCGUGUCACAGAAUCUUCACCACUGGAUCGAUUUGAUUUUUGGGUAUAAACAACAAGGCCAACCCGCCGUGGAUGCCGUUAAUGUGUUUCAUCAUCUCUUCUACGAAGGAAACGUGGACAUAGAUAACAUCGACGAUCCUUUGAAGAAAAACGCUACUAUAGGAUUUAUCAAUAAUUUUGGUCAAAUUCCCAAGCAGUUGUUUAAGAAACCACAUCCUUGCAAGAAAAUGGCCGGUUCUAAUAAUAGGACGUCCGUCAUCGAUACGGGAUCUCUGGUGCAAGCGUUUUCUCUUCCACAACCUGAGAAGUUGUUCUUCCACCAUCUCGAUAACUUAAGGCCAUCCCUACAACCCAUCAAAGGCAACUAUGAGAGCGAUAAGGCUGUGUUUGUAUCGGAAAGUGUCGUGCAGAACAACGGAGAGAUCCUGGCAUGCGUGUGUCCGAGUCCCAAGUCCAUUGUCACUGCUGGUACAAGCUCGGUGGUCACUGUGUGGGAGUAUGAAGCUCGUAAAAAAUCUCUGACAAUAAAACACAGCCUGUACGGCCACACAGACGCCAUCACUUGCUUAGCUGCGAGUCCAGCGUACAACGUCAUUAUUUCCGGUUCAAGAGACUGCACUGCGAUCAUCUGGGAUCUGUCUAGAGGCGUUUUCGUACGACAGCUCAGAGGCCACGCUGGUCCUGUCGCUGCGGUGGCUGUCAAUGAUCUUACAGGAGAUAUAGCUACUUGUGCUGCCACCUGGUAA
Messenger RNA from Diabrotica balteata, 2322 nucleotides. The record is from the annotation of a GenBank genome assembly. Lineage: Eukaryota; Metazoa; Arthropoda; Insecta; Coleoptera; Chrysomelidae.